Messenger RNA from Austrofundulus limnaeus, 3026 nucleotides. It is a transcript of the gene alg13, whose product is annotated as ALG13 UDP-N-acetylglucosaminyltransferase subunit. Gene Ontology annotation, molecular function: K63-linked deubiquitinase activity; cysteine-type deubiquitinase activity. The record is from RefSeq and is a predicted model, not a curated record. Gene Ontology annotation, biological process: protein deubiquitination. Lineage: Eukaryota; Metazoa; Chordata; Actinopteri; Cyprinodontiformes; Rivulidae.
CUGUAUUACACUCAGAACUACCAUCAGAAGAUCCGGUUGGACUGCGCCGGCUACAUGAGAGCCAACAGGUGUAACUUUGAACCGUUUGUUGAAGGGUCCUUUGAGAAAUACCUGCAGCGUCUGGAGGAUCCCAAGGAAACGGUGGGUCAGGUGGAGAUCAAGGCUCUGUCUCAGCUGUACAGGCGGUGCUUCCUGAUCUACCGCUACCCUGGGAAACCAGCCACCGUCAUCUCAGAGGACGACUUCCUGAAUCAGGUGACGCUGUGCUGCUCCAUCAAUGGUCAUUAUGACAUUGUUUACCCGAGGAGCUACCCCACCUCCGCUGCGCUCUGCCAGUCUCUCCUGUAUGAGCUACUCUACACCCAGGUGUUCAGGUUGGAGGAGGCGGAGCUCUUUCAGGCCAUGGAGGCCUUCAGGAUCGGAAGUCGUCGAUAUAGAAACAGCUCGUCAGUGUGCAGUGAUGUGGAUGUUGGCUACGAUAUACCUGACGAACAAGGACACAGGGAGGACGUUGAGGCGAAUGGAACUGCCGAGGACAGACCUCUACCUGUAAUCGAUGACAUGAAGCUUGCUGCUGAAGCCCCGCCUCCCUCCAGACUCUCUCUGCCCUACAAAGUGUUGAAGUCUCUGGAUGGAGAAGUUUACAGAAACCUGGAGUUUGAUGUGUGGCAGGACACCUGUAAAGAGAUGCAGAAGACAGACUACAUGGUGUUCGCAGGGCGUCAGUACUUCCUGGGAGACAAGUGUCAGGUCCGUCUGGAACCAAAGGGAAAGUUCUACAAUGCCUUCAUCCAGGAAGUGGGAACUCACACAGCAGCUGUGACKGUGUUCAURGAGGAGCUGGGAGAGAAGCACCUGGUUCCUCUGACAGAUCUGAAACCAGUCAAUCCGGUUCCGGCCUGGAAUGUGGCGACGCCGACCAGGAAAGGAGAACUUGAACCGGACUCCCGAAAUCAGCGCCAUCACCGRCAUCGCUACUUCAGGAAGUCUCGAGGCAGCAGCAGUAUCAAGGGGGCGGAGCUACUCGUGCUUCAGCCSACUUCUUAUGGGAGCCCAGCUCCCUCCACUUUGCCUCCCCGCUUUCAGCCUGCAAGUCAUACUAGGCUCCCCCUCCCUCCAUCACCUGGAGCCAUGACCUAUGACCCCUAUGCCCCCCACCACCACCCCGCAGCCAGACCCCCACGCUACGGAACCUCAAGAAGCUCUACUCGUUUCCUGAACCGUCACCUGAUUGGUCCACAGCUGACGUACUACCACACCGGCAGGCGGUACUACGACUAUGAGAACUACGCCUUCAGGUCUCGUCGCAGUCGGCGCCAGCUGGGAGCAGCUCUAAACAAGGAGUGUCAGUUUGGAUUUUCAGCCGAGACGGUGGAUGAGCCCGCAGAUCUGGAUGCAGCCAUAGCAUACUACCAGCUGGACGACGCUAACGAAGCUGUCUUCCCUCCCCUGUCGGGCACUGCUGUGGCUCCUCUGCCCACUUCUGGCUCCUCCUACAGAGUUCAGAGGGUCUCGGGGCCCCUCCCUCCAGCACCUCCACCUAGAAACACGCCCAUCUGCUCCUCAGAGGAGGACCAGGGGGACACGAGUACCGUGGAGGACCAGGCGGAGUAUACAGAGGAGUACCUGUACAGGAGUAAAGAUCAAAGCUACCAACCGUCAGCUGUUUAUGCUGCUGCUGAGCCUGCCUCCACUCAGGACGAGCAGGACAAAGGUCCAGCUGACUCUCCAAGCAGACCAGAGCUGAGCUACAGCUACACUCAGCAGGUGGUGAAGCCAUUGGCUGUCAUCUGCUCUUCACCUUCAUCGUCCUCUUCCUCACCCUCGUCUCCAUCGUCACGUGUGCCCGGAGCGGCCCACCUGCCACCUGCCGCUCACACGCAGACACGCUCAGUUACCAUGGCGAUACCAGCAGCAGCUCCCUGGUUGGUCAAUGAUGUGYGCGAGCCGCUCGGCUCCUUCGUGGCUCCGCCUCCUUACUCCUACGACCCAAAUGGCAGCGAUUUACCGCGAGACUGCAGGGUCCUCCAGUAUUACUUCAACCUGGGGGUUCAGUGGUACAAUCAGAGCUGCUGGCAACAACAGGUGUACCCCCCCGCCUCCCCUGACCCUGCCUACCCCUACCAACACUACCCCACCUACCUGAAUCAGGAACCCCCCCUGCAUGCUGACCCCCUGUUGUUUCCUGACACCGCCCGAGGCUCCGCCCACCAUCCCUCCCCCUCCUCCUACCCAGAAUCCUUCAGGGCAGCAGAUGGACAGAGUGAUGGACAUGUCUCUGGCCCCGCCCCUGUGGUGGAAGGCCCCUCCUCUGUGGGCCCUGCUCCUCCAGGCUCUGCACCUUCACCUCUCCUCUACCAGGACCCRGUUCCCCACCCCCCUCCCACCCUGCUGCAUGUGCCGUUUGAAUCCACACCUCCAACUGCCUUCCUGACCACGGCUCCGCCCCCACUCUCUCACCACGCCCACCUCCCUCAUCACUCCUCCUACCAUUCUUGUCUGCCCGCUUCAUCUCAUUGGGGGACGUUCUCGACGACAGGCCAAGCCCCCCGACUGUACUGUCCGGCCCCCAGCUCUGCUCACGUGGUUGGUUACCUGUCUGCCCAGCCCCCUCACCACACACCCUCGCACUACAUCCCACCCCCCCUGUGAGGCGUUAGCUCGUGGCUAAUGCUACCAUCAGCUUUCAAUGAGCAGUUGAUUUUCUGCACCGCUUCCUGAGGGUGAACGAAGAAGACGAGCAGACGGAGGCGGCCAUUUUGUUGAAAUGUUUUGUUUUGCUAGCCACAUGCUAAAUGCUAACAUGUUUGUUUACAAGUCUGCCUCAGUCACUUCCUGUUGAACUUGACAGUGUUUUGUGUUUUCCUUCAGUUAACUGGUGAGUGUGUUCUGGAGGUGGGUGGGGCUAUGUUCUGGAGCUGGGUUAUAGUCCCUGUUUGUGAGGGACCUCCUUGUUUUCUGCUUGUGUUCAGAUGCAUUUUGGGUGUUUUGGUUGUGGUUUGGGUGAAUAAAACGUUCCAACAGCA